This is a messenger RNA of Funneliformis geosporum, 1020 nucleotides long. Lineage: Eukaryota; Fungi; Glomeromycota; Glomeromycetes; Glomerales; Glomeraceae. The record is from the annotation of a GenBank genome assembly.
AUGACGGAAAAAAAUAAUUUAUACAAUCGUAAGUCACAGAAUGAAGUUCUACAGGAGAAAAAUUCCUUUGGACUCUCAAAUUCUGUAGAUUAUGAAACAAAAAAGUAUACAUGGGAAAAAAUCAACGACCCUUCACAUGAAAGUAAUGACGAAGAUACGCAUAGUUUUACUAAAGAAUAUAUAGUUGAACAAGAAGAUUCUUUAACGAGGACAUCACAAGAACCCAGUGUAAAGAAAAUAAUUGCAAUGGCAAGAGGUACAGACUCCACUCAGUCUGAAGAUUCUGGAAUUAACAGUUCCGCUCAUGCACCAGAAGAUAAAAUGUGUCGCAUAUGUUUUGCCGGUUCGGAAGAGGAAGAUAACCUUGGCCGUCUUAUUUCACCGUGUCAAUGUAAAGGAACUAUGAGGUAUGUUCAUGUGGAAUGUUUAAAUCAUUGGAGGUUACAGAGCCAAAAGCAAACCAGUUUUUUUCAGUGCGACGAAUGUAAAUACAAAUAUGCUUUUCGAAGGACGACAAUGGCUAAAUUUGCUACUAACGAAUUUAUUCUAACACUUGUCACAUUAUCAUUAUUUGCAAUUUGUGUUUUUUUGGGAGGUUUUCUUGCAAAAUUUUUUCUUUAUCUCUUUCCUCUUACAGAGGAUUUUGAGUAUGAAGAAGAAAUUGAUGAAGAAGUAGAACCAUUAUUUACGGAACCUAUUACAGUAUCAACGAUCUUUACUAUUGAUUCCUUUCAUAUCUUGUCAGGAUUUUUGUUUGUAGGCCUUAUAGGAUUCGUACAAUUGUUCUUUUCUUUAAUGUGGUUUGGGCCAAUCCCUUCAUGGAGUAAUUUUAGGAUAGGACCAGCUAGUGGAGUUGGUAGUGGAAGUCGAGCUGAUGGAUUUACAGUCUUUUUUUUCACAAUUAUCAUUGUUCUUGGUAUCCUUAAAGCCACAUGGGGGAUGUAUAAAUUGGUUAGGAGCGCAAGUAGAAAAUUAUUGGAAAGAAUCGAAUUGACUAUUCUUGAAGUGAAUGAGGCAUAA